UGGGAGAGUGAGCAGCAGAGGAGUCUGGAGGAGAGGGGCCGCUUGCUGCUGUGCCUGCAGUUCCUCCCCCCGACCAGCGAGGGCGAUGUGAUCAGCGAGGACAAGGAGAGGGUGCGCGGUGGGUUGUGCGUCGGCGUCAAACGCUGCGCCCAUCUGGCAGCCAUGGACGUCAAUGGCUUCUCUGAUCCCUAUGUUAAAACGUACCUGAAGCCGGACCUGCAGAAGAAAUCCAAGCACAAAACAGCUGUCAUAAAAAAGACGCUAAACCCAGAAUUUAAUGAGGAGUUCUUCUAUGAAAUCUCCUUCAUGGAGCUUUCCACCAAGACCCUGGAGGUGACCGUGUGGGACUACGACCUCGGCAAGUCCAACGACUUCAUAGGGGGCGUGUCCUUAGGCUGUCACUCACAGGGUGAAACGCUCCAGCAUUGGAUAGACUGUCUGAAGAACAAGGGUCAGAAGGUGGAGCGCUGGCACACGCUGACCAAUGAGCUGCCUGGAUCGACGUUCCAGGAAUAG
Messenger RNA from Lampris incognitus (smalleye Pacific opah), 516 nucleotides. RefSeq names its product double C2-like domain-containing protein beta. Gene Ontology annotation, cellular component: membrane. NCBI's taxonomy places the organism in Eukaryota, Metazoa, Chordata, Actinopteri, Lampriformes, Lampridae. The transcript is spliced from 4 exons. The annotation marks the transcript as partial. The record is from RefSeq and is a predicted model, not a curated record.